AUGGCCAACUACCUCGCCUCCAUCUUCGGUACAGAAGCCGACAAAGUAAAUUGUUCCUUCUACUACAAAAUUGGUGCCUGUCGCCACGGCGACCGCUGUUCCCGUAAACACGUCAAGCCCUCAUACUCGCAGACCAUCCUCCUCCCCAACCUCUACCAGAACCCUGCCUACGAUCCCAAGAAUAAGAUGAAUGCUUCGCAGCUACAGAAUCACUUCGAUGCCUUCUACGAGGAUUUCUGGUGCGAGAUGUGCAAGUUUGGAGAGAUUGAGGAGGUCGUCGUGUGUGAUAAUAACAAUGAUCAUUUAAUCGGCAACGUCUACGCGCGCUUCAAAUACGAAGACUCCGCGCAAAAAGCAUGCGACGCCCUCAAUUCGCGCUGGUACGCCGCCCGGCCCAUCUACUGCGAGCUCUCCCCUGUCACCGAUUUCCGCGAAGCAUGUUGUCGGCUCAAUAGUGGCGAAGGGUGCGUACGAGGCGGCUUUUGUAAUUUUAUCCAUCGCAAGAAUCCAAGCGAUGAGUUGGACCGCGAGCUGGAGUUGAGUACGAAGAAGUGGUUGAGGAUGAGGGGAAGAGACGAGAGGAGCGUGACGAGGAGUCCGAGUCCCGAGCCUACAAGGAAGAGAUAUGCAUGA
Molecule: messenger RNA, 633 nt
Organism: Sclerotinia sclerotiorum 1980 UF-70
Lineage: Eukaryota; Fungi; Ascomycota; Leotiomycetes; Helotiales; Sclerotiniaceae
Exons: 2
Coding region: 1-633 (210 amino acids)
Biological process (GO): mRNA splicing, via spliceosome
Cellular component (GO): U2AF complex; spliceosomal complex
Molecular function (GO): pre-mRNA 3'-splice site binding; metal ion binding
Source: RefSeq, a predicted model, not a curated record